This is a messenger RNA of Anopheles moucheti, 3516 nucleotides long. RefSeq names its product calnexin-like. Gene Ontology annotation, molecular function: calcium ion binding. The record is from RefSeq and is a predicted model, not a curated record. The transcript is spliced from 7 exons. The coding region runs from base 606 to 2498 and encodes 630 amino acids. Gene Ontology annotation, biological process: protein folding. NCBI's taxonomy places the organism in Eukaryota, Metazoa, Arthropoda, Insecta, Diptera, Culicidae. Gene Ontology annotation, cellular component: endoplasmic reticulum membrane; endoplasmic reticulum.
CGAAUAAACGAGAGUUUACUGGUUAUCUUAUUUACAUUCUUUCCUUGAAACCCGUUCGAUAAAUACAUUCUGGCAGCAGGAUUGAAUCCAAUUGAGAUAACGCAAAGUUUUGCCGUUUCACAGGCAUAAAACGCCAAUGAAACCGCUUCAUUCGACUAGUGACAGUGCCGUGAUUGGCAGUGCAUACUGAGUGUGUGUGGAAAAAUUGGUGCAAGAGUGUUGUGUUUGCAAUCAUUUUAGGGUGUUUUAAUUUGAUUAUCCUUCAAACGAAGCCCGCAAAGUGUGCUUCCAGUCACUGGGGGUUGUAUUCGUUCUGCUCACAACGUGCAUUGAAGUGCUGGAAAGCGUACGAAGCAAACGCAUUUUGUGCCCCUAGAACAAACAGCAAUCUGGCAUCACGAGUUAGCCGGCAGACACAGACCGGACGGAGCAGUGGCAGAGUGGAGAUCAUGCGCUCAUAGUUUUGUCAUACGUGUACUAAUCGAAUUUGUGUGACCAUUAAGGGUAAGGGGUGCCGUAUUUGAGGGAGUUUGUCGGGUCGUUUGUGCACGGUGUACGGACCGAGUGGACAGUAAGGGAUAAGUGUUACACGAGGGAACUAGAGCAUGAUGAAAUUGAACAGACCCCGGUGGUCACCGCUUCUGUGGCGGAUUACUAUACUGUGCGCCGUGCUGUUAUUUCAUAACCCCGUGGUGCAUGGAAAUGACGAAAUUGCCACCGAAUCUCAGCCGGCCGAGGAUGCUGAGCUGUACGAAACUCCAAAGAUAGACUCCAAACACAUGUAUUUUGCGGAACAUUUUGAUGAUCUGUACCAAGACGAUGCGAUCGAAAAGCGCUGGGUUAAAUCCAAAGCAAAGAAAGACGAUGCGGCUGAAGAGGUGGCCAAGUAUGAUGGCGAAUGGGCAGUCGAGCAACCGCAAAGACCUAUCCUCGCAAAUGACUAUGGCUUGGUGCUGAAAUCUAAAGCGAAGCAUGCUGCGAUUGCAUCACAUUUGCUACUGAACCGACCAUUUGUGUUCGAUGAUAAACCACUGGUGGUGCAGUAUGAGGUAAAUUUGCAGGAGGGCCAAGAAUGCGGCGGAUCUUACAUCAAACUACUGUCUGUUGGUGAUGGAACGAAGGAUUUGAAACAAUUUCAUGACAAAACGCCGUACACGAUCAUGUUCGGUCCGGACAAGUGUGGUAAUGAUGUGAAGCUUCACUUCAUUUUCAGGCACGUUAAUCCGGUCAAUGGUUCCAUAACGGAAAAGCAUUGUAACAAGCAAAAAGACCGGCUAGAUGAUCCCUUCAAAGACAAACGGCCCCACCUGUACCAACUGAUCAUUCGACCGGACAACACAUACACAAUUCGCGUUGAUCGCAAAACUGUCAACGAAGGUUCGCUGCUCACAAACUUUACCCCUGCAGUAAAUCCGCCAGCCGAAGUUGAUGAUCCGGAAGACCGUAAGCCCGAAAAUUGGGACGAUCGGGAAAAGAUUCCCGAUCCAGACGCAACAAAGCCGGACGAUUGGAAUGAGGAAGAACCGGCUCAAAUUGCCGAUCCAAAAGCGACCAAACCGUCGGGAUGGUUGGACGAUGUGGAGGAAAUGGUACCGGACAGCACGGCCGUAAAGCCGGCAGAUUGGGACAACGAUAUGGAUGGCGAAUGGGAACCGCCCCUGAUUCCGAACCCGCUGUGUGAAAAGGCGGUCGGUUGUGGGCUGUGGAAACCACCGAUGGUGGCUAAUCCUAAUUACAAAGGCAAAUGGCGUCCACCGCUAAUCGCGAAUGUAAACUACCAAGGCAAAUGGGCACCGCGGAAGAUACCGAACCCGGACUUUUUCGAAGAUUUGACUCCAUUCCGGAUGACCCCGAUUGCUGCGGUAGGCUUCGAAAUUUGGUCCAUGUCUAGCGACAUUCUGUUCGACAAUGUUGUCAUUUGUGAUGAUGAAGCUGUGGCGGAUGAAUGGGCAGCACAAACGUUUGAUCUCAAAGUCAAAACACUCGAUCGGCAAGCGCAAACACUCUGGGACAGAGCGAUGAGAUAUAUAAACUACAAACCAGGUUAUUGGGGAGCAUAUUUCGUUUACUGUUCGAUACCGCUGAUCGCCUACAUAUGGUUCCUAUGGUCGCGACGUGAUACAGAGGCUGACGCUAAAGCGGAACUUGGACGGAAGAAGAAAAACGAUGAUUAUCCAGCACCGGAAGACGAGCUGGAUGAUGGUUCUGGCGAAGUGGAUGAAGAUGGUCGUUCAAGUAAAACAAAGCUAAACGCUGCCCCAACGGGUUCCUCCGGGUCACGAUCUGCCAGUAGUGCCGGUGAAGCUUACGGAGAAGACGAAGACGAACAGGAGGUUGAUGAAGCUGAUGGUGACGACGAGGAAAAUGAUGCACAGGAAGAGGCUCCGGGACUGGUGGCGGCUGGUGAUGAGGAUGCAUCCUCAAGCGAUGUACCGGUAGAUAGUAAGAAUUCGGAAGGUGCGGAAGGCCUUAAGAAGAGAAAAGCUCGCAGAGACUAGAGGCAAUUGUCUGAAGGAGGAGGAGGAGGAUGAUGAUGAGAGUAGAACAAUAACUUUGAGCCGUUUCGGUGAGGGUAGUAGUAGCUUGUUUGGGAGCAGAAACAACAGCUAGAUCCGAAGUAAUCCGUUGAACUAUAAAGCUUUAGCAUGAAUCCAUAAGAUCGAUCUAUUUCAGCAUUCAGUUAUAAUUUCCAAACACAAAUUUAAACCAAUAAUACAGCAGAAGGAAUUAUUGGAAAGGAUUUACUUAUCAUCUAAAGAUUAAUGAUAUUUUGCCGUUCAUAACAACCAACCAAUAAUAGUUUCGUUUGUUUGAUGGGAAAUAGCCACGGGUUGUCGUUUGCAUGCAGAUUCAAGCAAAUGGGUUUCGCUUUAAAUAUGAACCAAAACGAUAGAAGACGAAUAUUAUUCAUGUAGUGCUUUUUGGAUGAUUUCGCAUGGUUUCGUGGCCAAUCGGGAUAACAAGGAACAUCGACCGGUAACAGGAAAGCAAUUUGGGUAAUACGUCUUUUAGGCAUCAUUCAGCACCAAAGGGUAAAGGCGGCUCUAGUUUAAGUAAAUGAUUCUAAAGCAACACACGCAUACGAACAAAUACGCGGACGAACUUUGAGGUUGCAUCAUAAUUAACUAUUUCAUUCGAUUGUGUGGCAUUUGUAGGUUUGGUUUUUGUACCUACGGCUCUUUCUUUUUUUGCGAUUUAACGAGAACUUAUUUAAACUACGUGGAAGUAGGUAUCGGUUUGAUUUUCGAUUCUGUUCUAUCGUACUUGGGUAAUGGCUAGGAGUUUUUUUCCGUUUAAAGAUACCGUAUUUAGAGCUGAUUUUAGAUGUGAAAAAUCAUUCAGAUUAGCAUUCAGCAUGUUCUUAUAACUGUAAACAAUCUCAUUCGUAGAGUAGUUCGAACGUGAACGCUAAGCGCACCGAGUGUGUGUGUGUGUGAAAUGAUCUGCUCGAUGAAAGAUUCGGCGGACAUUCGAGGUCUCACUCGAUAUGAAUAAAUAAAGCGUAAAUAAUUGACC